Eimeria tenella is the source of this 693-nucleotide messenger RNA. RefSeq lists its product as uncharacterized. Bases 1 to 693 code for a protein of 230 amino acids. The transcript is spliced from 5 exons. The record is from RefSeq and is a predicted model, not a curated record. Lineage: Eukaryota; Apicomplexa; Conoidasida; Eucoccidiorida; Eimeriidae.
AUGCGCCCCAAGUGGUGCCUGCAAUCCACAGCAGCCAAGUUUGGGCCCUUGAAGAAGCAGCUAAACAGAAAGGUCACGAGGCCAGGAAGAGGCAAAGAGGGGGAAUACUGGGCCCCAAACCUCACCAGCAUUACUUUGUGGGCAGCAGAUUUGUCGCUGCUGUUUGAGUGGGCUGCUGAGGUGUCUGUACACCCCAAACGCGUGCAAACCACCACCAUCGGUUCCCUCGUCGCCACCACUGCCAACCACGGGGCCUACGGGCUCUGCGUGAUGCUGGCCUGGGCUGCGUACCUCAGCGCUGAGGAGCAGCAGCAGCAGCAGCAGCAGCAGCAGCAGCAGCAGCCGCAGGAUGAGAUGCUGCUGCUGCAGCAGCAGGUGGAUGCGGUGGAACUGCUGCUACCUCAGGUGUGGGACCAGGCCGCAAUUUUAGACACCCUGAUUAAAGAAGGUGCUGCUGCUGCUGCUGCUCCCGACGCUGCUGCUGCAGCAGGUGCUGCUGCUGCUGCUGCUCCCGACGCUGCUGCUGCAGCAGGUGCUGCUGCUGCUGCUGCUGCUGGUGAGGGUGGUGGUGGUGAGGAUGCUGCAGACACGGCAGCUACGCUGGAGUCGGAUUUGCAGCAGCAGCAACUGCAGCAGCAACUGCAGCAGCAGCAGCGGCAGCAGGACUGCAGCAGCAGCAGCAACAAGGAGUAA